AUUACAUACAAAAACCUAGUAAAAUUUCCUAACAUAGAUACGAAGCGUGUGAGAGAGAGAGGCGAUCACAACGAACUGGAAGAAAGUAAAGCCGAGCGCUGCUGCUGCUGCCGUUUUUGUGUUAUCACUGCCAAACAAACAGCAACAAUAAUAAUAAUAAACCACACAAAUAUUUGUUGUUGUUGUUGCCGUUGAUUUUGUUGUUCCAUGGGAGAACGCUCGUUAUGGUGUUAUUAAGCAGAUCCAUGGCAAAUGGAUUGCAUUCUAGUCGGGAUAUUCAAAACGAACAGAUCUAGUAACUAUUUUCGGGCGCUCUCUCUCCGUGUCUGGUUGGCGGGUUAGGAUUUCUGGGUUUUUCAGUCAGCAACUAGCUUUCAUCACAGCACCACCUGCUAAGGUUGGGUCGGUCGUUGGCGUAUCUAAGUAUUUCGAGAUUGUUGCAUGAGGCUAUUUUACGGCGUUACUACGGCAAAUGAGAAAAAUUUAAAAAGGAAAAAAAAUAAUAAUUAAAAUUAAAUUAAAACCCAAGACACAAGACCAGCGUCAUCAUGAUAAUUAUUUGAUCGACAAUCGUAGGCGAAUUUAAGAUUGUGUUCCAGCCACCAACCCACAACGUAUUUGAAUAAUUAAACGGAUGAUAAGUAACAAAGCGGGAUAGUAUUGAACAAAUAGUUCAAUUUUAAUUUUCUCUUGUAAAUAACUGGCAUUUUUUUCAAAUAUUGACGAUCGUCCGCGGAACGUAAACAAAAGAAGAAUACUAAAUGUUCCAGAUUGUGUGACCGAUAAAAUCGAAUAAAUAAAUGAAAAAUAUUCCAGUCAUAUCAGAAAUUUUGUUUCAAAACACAAAUCUAAUUUAUUAGCCAGCUAUUGGGAAUUUGCAAAUAAUCAAAUCAAAAUGUCUAACGUCGAAGCUCGCACCGUCCUCUGGUAUUUGGUAUUCAUCGGCUUUGCCGUCAAUUAUAUGAUACGCAUCAAUUUGAAUAUAACAAUUGUGGAAAUGGUGGUCUCGCCAAAAAGUAAGACGAUAUCACAGCUUACAACCGCCGCCGCCUCCUUGCCGUCCGAAGAGUCAUUGGCAGAAUUGCCGGCAUCAUUGCGAUCAGCGUCAUCAAUGUCUGGUGAAAUCAACGGCAAUAGCAGCACAACAACAGUCGCCGCUGCUGUCGCCUCUAGUGGCGUUUUUGAGGAAAUAGCUGCUAAUAUAAGUUCUUCUUCCGGGCGUUUGCAUGAGAAUUUCGAAUUGCAACAACAACACGAAACCGAAGAUCUGAAGAAUGCAUCAUCGCAUCCCAUUUCCGAUGAACAAAUACGUUUCGAUUGGAACGAGUAUCAGCAGGGUCUGGUGUUGGGUUCCUUUUUCUGGGCCCAUUGGGUAACCCAAAUUCCCGGUGGUAUUUUGGCCAAAAAAUAUGGCACCAAAUUGGUGUUUGGUCUGGCAAAUGCCAUUGGCUGUUGGAUGUGCUUCUUCAUACCGGCUGUGUCGCAUUGGGACUACAGGGCCUUGAUAGUGCUGAGGGUACUGCAGGGUCUAGUGACGGGCCUUGCCUGGCCGGCCAUGCAUGUGCUGACCGCCAAAUGGAUACCGCCCAAUGAACGUAGUAAAUUCGUCACCGCAUAUUUGGGUAGUUCGGUGGGCAUAGCUGUCUUUUAUCCCUUUUUCGGUUAUAUCAUGCAUUGGGGCUCAUGGGUUUGGGUCUAUCAUUUCUGUGGUAUUUUGGGUACCGUGUGGUGGUUUGGAUGGCUAUUCUUUGUCUAUGAUUCGCCAGCUCAACAUCCUCGAAUUAGCGAAUCGGAGGUAAGAUAUAUUGAAAAGUCGCUGGGUGCAUCGGUCCAAAGUGCCGCGGCAGUGGGCACCCCGUGGAAGGCUAUUCUGCUCUCAAGACCUGUAUGGAUGAAUGUCAUUGCCCAAUGGGGUGGUAUAUGGGGUUUGUUUACCCUCAUGACCCAGGCUCCAACGUAUUUCAGGGUCAUACACAAUUGGAAUAUUAGAGCGACUGGAAUUUUGUCCGGCUUGCCGCAUUUGAUGCGCAUGAUUUUCGCCUAUGUCUUUUCGUUGUUUGCCGAUUAUUUGUUGAAGACCGAGAAAAUGAGCCGAACAAAUAUAAGGAAGUUGGCAACGGCAAUUUGUUGCAUUGUCAAGGGUCUGGUGGUUGUGGCCUUGGCUUACUUUGGCCACAAUUCAACGGCGGCCAUUGUUUAUCUCACCGUGGCAACGAUGUUCCAUGGGGCGGUGUCUUCGGGACCGCUGGCCUCCAUUGUGGAUAUAGCACCGAAUUUCGCCGGCAUUGUUUUGGGUAUUAGUGGUAUGAUUGGGGUCCUACCCGGUUUUAUUUCACCCUAUAUUGUGGGUGUGUUGACGUUGGGGAAUCAAACCUUUGAAUCCUGGAAAUAUGUGUUCCUCAUUUGUGCCGCCAUGCUGAUUGGCAGUGGCGUGCUCUAUGUCCUAUUCGCGGAGUCCACAUUGCAAAAGUGGAAUGACUAUAGCUCUCGGGUGGAUGACAAGGAAUUAAUGCAGCUAACCAAAGAUGAUUUAGUUAAGCCCAAAGUGGAAUUGGAUAAGACUGAUGUGAAGGUGAAGGCAAAAGUAGAAGAAGAUGGGGAAGGAGAUGGAGAAGAAGGAGCAAAGGAAAAAGUUCAAAAACUCUCAGGUUAAGAUGGAAGCUAAAGAAAAAAAAGUUAGGUUAUAAGAAGACGAAAGAGAAGAAGAAGAAGGAAACACAAACAGGUUGCAAAUGCUUUUGUGAUAUUAACGGUAUUCUAAAGAUAAUGAGCACACACACUCUCACACACACAUACAGACGUAUACACAAACAUAAUGCAUAAGUAUUUAGCUGCUGUUUACUUAAAAACACGAAACAGUAUUUAUUCUCCAGAAAUGAAAAAUCAUCCCUCGCAACAACAACAAAUUUCACAACAAACACCCAACCGUUUUUGAUAAGAAGUGUCUUAAUUUUAUCACCUUGUAAAUUUUGAGAGUUAAUCUUGAACUCUCAGCCAGCCAGGGAUUUGAGCGAGAAAAAGAAAACAAAUAGUUCGACAAACAAGAAAACACAAAACAAAACAAACAAAAGAUAGUCAGGGACCUAAAAUAGUUAAUUCAUAGCCAUAAGUAAAUGUCACACUUUGUUGUUAUUAUUAUUGUUUAUUGUUGUAAUAAUAAAUUUGUUUUAAAAUUUAAGAAAAAAAAAA
Musca domestica (house fly) is the source of this 3189-nucleotide messenger RNA. Its product is annotated as sialin. The transcript is spliced from 7 exons. Gene Ontology annotation, biological process: monoatomic anion transport; transmembrane transport. Gene Ontology annotation, molecular function: transmembrane transporter activity. The record is from RefSeq and is a predicted model, not a curated record. Gene Ontology annotation, cellular component: plasma membrane. NCBI's taxonomy places the organism in Eukaryota, Metazoa, Arthropoda, Insecta, Diptera, Muscidae. The coding region runs from base 896 to 2653 and encodes 585 amino acids.